AUGCGUCUCCUCCACACCACCAAGCUCCACCUCGUCGAGUCCCACAGCCAAGGCAUCCUGCCCUCCGCCAUCCCGCCCUACGCCAUCCUAUAUCACACCUGGGCUAAGGAGGAGGGUUACGAGAAGGUGGCCGGCGCCUGCGCGUUGGCAGUACAAGACGGGAUCGAAUACCUUUGGAUCGACACUUGCUGCAUCGACAAGUCGAGCUCGGCCGAGCUCUCGGAAGCCAUCAACUCCAUGUUCCGAUGGUACCGCGACGCCGACAAGGGCUUCGGUCAACGCAAAUCUAUCGGGGGCUUGGAAAGGGAUAGGAGGGAGAACAAGGGCGAGGAGCCGUGCUGCUGUGCUACGCAGCGGGUUGACGGCGAGGGGAGCGUGGUUGUUGAGGUGCAGAGCCGGAGACGAAGCAACGGCUGGUCGCGCAUGGGUGGAGGCUAA
Molecule: messenger RNA, 438 nt
Organism: Thermothelomyces thermophilus ATCC 42464
Lineage: Eukaryota; Fungi; Ascomycota; Sordariomycetes; Sordariales; Chaetomiaceae
Exons: 5
Coding region: 1-438 (145 amino acids)
Source: RefSeq, a predicted model, not a curated record